CGGCUUGUGCGCCUCUCGCGUCGUCAUUCUCGGGCGUUGGAGAGAGCUAGGUUGUGCCGCGCCCGCAGCUUGACCCACCCGGAACCACCACACCUCCGAAGACAACUUCAACAACAGCCCAAGCAGUAUUCCCAAUAAACUAGGGCGCCCGUGGGAGACGACGCAAAUGCGCAUACCCGGAAAUAUAAAGCCCUAGAUUGCCUCCAAGCGGCUUCCCACACCGCAGAUACCUACGUAAUUCAGUGUCUCGAUACCGUUCCCGCUCUGCCAUCUGCUACCCGCUGCUAACCCCACGAUUGCCAUUGCCGCCCCGCCGAGCCUGGUUGACGACGGGUGCCUUCAAUUCCACGUCUGAACAGAACAAUCCAGCGCCUCUGCGCCUGCACUAGCUCCUUCACCACGGCCUCACCUGCCGCUCUCUUUGUUUGCUACGUGAUUGAUUUGUGACAAACGAGCCGCCCAAAAUGUGGAACGACGAAGACAACAACCCGUACGGCGAGAGCUUUGAGCGCCGCGACUCUUUCACCUCGUCAGCCAACCCCUCGUCACCCGUCACACGCGACUAUCCUCGCUAUGACGCCCCCCAAACACCAUCCACGGCGAGUGACGAUGUGCCCCCGCAACCUGGUCUUGCCCGGGAAUCUAGCGACGCCAAUACAGACGAGGAGACCGACGCCCAUACCCAUGCCGAGCUUAUACCUCGGCGCAAGCCAGGGGGGUACGACAGCCGCGUCGAGCAGAUGCUCUACGAGAACCCCGAGCUGCCCAUCCUGAUCAUAGAUGCUGGGAAGAGCUCAGAGAGUGGCGGUAGAUAUAUAGUCUACACCAUCAAGACGGGCGAGCUCGUUGUGCGCAGGCGGUACUCAGAGUUCUCCUCCCUGCGCGAGGCUCUCACUCGGUUACAUCCCACUCUUAUUAUUCCGCCCAUACCAGAAAAGCACACCAUGGCCGACUACGCUGCCAACCCCACCAACGCGAAGCAAGAUCAACAAAUAAUCGACUUGCGGAAGCGCAUGCUAGCCGUCUUCCUCAACCGCUGUCGUCGCAUGGAGCAAGUUCGGACAGAUGGGGUUUGGUGGAGGUUCCUCGACCCGAACUCAAGCUGGAACGAAGUCAUUCACUCGCACCCGGUGGCCUCUAUACCAAAGUCAAUCAUGAAGGCGCCUCCGCUAGAUCCAGCGAACCCGACUUCCGGUCACGGUUACCUUCCCGUGCCUGCUGGUUCGGCCAGGUUAAAGACGACGCCUAGCGCCGCCCCGGCUGUAGACGGCUCAGCAGCUGGGGCACAGGUUUUUGCUCGAUUUCCACCUGAUUCUAACACGCUCGGCGAGCAGCAACUUGACCCGUAUUUUACCGCAUUCGAGGCCUCUAUCAAAGACCUCGAAACCCUUCUUGUGGGCCCGAUAGAGAAAGUCAACCGCCGCACCUUAAACCAUCUGUCUUCUCUAGCUUCGGACCUCUCGGAGCUAGGCGCUCGGUACAACGCAUUUGCACUGUCCGAGCCUGCCCCUUCCCUUGCACCGGCGAUCGAGAGAAUCGGGCAGGCAGCCGAUUCGUCUUACAUUGCUACAGAGGAGCUAUCCACCUCUUUGGGCGCUAGCUUUGCUGAGCCGAUGCGGGAGAACGCGCAGUUUGCCGGUGUUGUCCGGAACGUGCUGCGGUACAGGGUCCUAAAGCGAGUGCAGCAGGAUAUGACAACGGACGAACUCAACAAGAAAAGAACACUCCUUGACCAGCUAGAGCGCAGCGAAGCCGAGGCUAGAAGGAUCGACCAGUACCUCAGCAGCAGCCAGCAGAUUGCCCCACCAAGGCGAUCAACAAGUACGAGAGAGUCGCCGAACCAGCACCGCAGGGAUGGGUCCGGCGAGGAUACGGCUUCCAUAGACUCGGACUUUCCUCCAACACAUGGAGACUUUUCAUCGGCGCCGUCUGCUAAGAUCGGGGCGCCGGAGAGAUCGGGCGGAAGCCCUGGCCAUAAGAAGGCGGCAAGCGGCAACUCGAUCACUAACAAGAUUUUUGGUCCUAUCCGCCACGCAGUCCAGGGUGUGGUUGAUGUCGAUCCCGAGCGAACCCGAAGAGACAUGAUCGGAAAGACGCGCGAGUCAAUAGUGCAGCUUGAGCAAGCACAAGUGGCUUCGGCUCAAGAUGUGAAGGACGCAAGCGCAAGCGUCCUCCGAGACUUGAAGAGGUUCCAGCGGGAAAAGGAGGAUGAUCUUAAGCGAUACAUGCUUGCCUACGCCAAGAGCCAGAUCGAAUGGGCAAGGAAGAAUAAGGAAACAUGGGAGGAAGCGAGGGCCGAAGUUGACAAGAUUGAUGAAUCGUAGACGAGAAUUCCAACAAUGCCAGUGGGGUUGGUUAUGAAAUGUGGGGAGGGGAAGGCGGCGUAUUGCUUAUUAUGGCGGCUUCCGAUUCCAUGCCUGGGUUGCCCGGCAAUAGAAUUUUAUUGCAUAUGUGGGGGGACACUGACUGAAUACGGAUAGAGGAAGCAAGAUAAAUUGUGUCCUGGCACGAGUGACAGUGGCUAUGAGUGGGGUGAUAGGCCUUUCCGAAAUAUUAUGAUGACUGAAAUCGACGCCUGAUAUUAAAGUUUCCGUCACCAGGGUAGAUAAUUUAAUAUUAGCGCAUCGAUUAAUACAAUUUUUUAUCUUUUUG
Molecule: messenger RNA, 2652 nt
Organism: Lasiosphaeria miniovina
Lineage: Eukaryota; Fungi; Ascomycota; Sordariomycetes; Sordariales; Lasiosphaeriaceae
Exons: 5
Coding region: 465-2324 (619 amino acids)
Biological process (GO): retrograde transport, endosome to Golgi
Molecular function (GO): phosphatidylinositol binding
Source: RefSeq, a predicted model, not a curated record